ACCACACAGCGGCUUGUCCUCAGACCCGGAGCGCGGCUGCGUCAGGUUUACGUGAACGUGCUGCGCUGCGCACAAAAUAACAGAACAUACGAAGUCGGAGGAAGUAGAGCGACGUCCGCCGCUGCAAUUAGAUCCACUCAAUCAGCAGAAUUGACAGCAGAUGUGAAUUCAUGUCUGUAUUUCCCCCGCAUAUAUAUUGCCCAGUGUUUGUGCCCGGCCGAGAGAUGACUGGGGUGAUGAUCAACGGCACCCCCAUGGAGGACAUGAGGCUCAGCCCCAGCAAGGACCGACUCUCCUUCCAGAUAUUCCCAGACCCCUCAGACUUUGAGCGUUGCUGUAAGCUCAAAGACCGUCUGCCAUCCAUCGUGGUCGAGCCGACGGAGGGAGAAGUGGAGAGCGGGGAGCUCCGCUGGCCUCCAGAGGAGUUUCUGAUCAUCGAGGAGGAGGAUGAAGAAGAGCAGCAGGCGGCGCAGGCACAGAAUAAUGGCGACAUCCAAAAUGGACAGCCGACACAGGAGCCCCAUCACUAGAGGCUGCUGCAGCGCCCACACUCUGCUUCCGCCUUCUGACCGACUCCUCUUCACUCCAAACUGCCAGACACACACUCGGUGUCUCUUGAUGCCGCCUUGUUGCCCUGACAUCAAAGCAAUACACACUUUCCUCACAACCAUUUAUCCACCAGGACUGCAAACUCUCCAAAUCCCACCUGAAGAGAACAGAUGCCUGCAGCCUCCAUCGGCUCCUUCACGCCUGCCGCCGUGCGUCCGGCCCGGAUGUCCUGGUGGACGUCGGCAGCUCGGCGCUCCGCGGACGGUUCUCUGUACCUGCAGGAGGCCGACGCCGCUCUGGGCUCGACUCAAACGGCCGGCGUCGAGACCUCUGAGACUUCAUCCUUGCGUACAGAACUGUUGGGGCGCUCUCGCCUCCAGAAACUCGUUCCAUCCCUGUGCUCCGUUCCUGGAUGAUAUGUUAAGUAUUGUGAUCGUCUGGUUCUGAGACGUGAAUGUUUUGUUCUGUUUUUUGAGAAGUGGAUGUUGUGUGUAAACUCUCACUAGGAUCCCAACCCCCUCGUCAAAAAGAUCAUUUGACUUUGUCGGCAUUCAGUUAAACAGCGAGAGAAAGGAGAACUCCACCAGCGUUCCCUGCUUGAGCAUAAACUGUACAAGGGCUUGUUGAGCAGCACGGUGAGGUCAUCACGGUGACCUCUUGUGACGGACGGUACCGGGAUGACAAAGUGAAAUAGUCAACGUUGAGAACAAAAGCAGGUUUAUCGUUUCAUUGGGGAAAACUGAGCAAGGACUGCCAAAUGUAUUGAAACAUGUUCUUGUUUGAAAAAGCAGUUGAUGAAGCAAUGUGCAGGCCCGAUGAAGGAUGUGUAAAUACGUUGUUCCCAGUGACCCCUGAGGCCUUCUAGUGCGCUGAUCUCGUCUGUACUGUGGUUUGGUUAACUUUUUAGAGAAACCCAGUGGGAACUAAGUCUUUCCUAGUCUUCCGUUUUUGAAAAACGCCUACUUUUGACACGUUAUAUUUGACUUAAACUCCGGCGAUACAAUACUUUCACAGUUUGCCGUUAGCUGUUUAUGAGACAUUGAAUCGGUUGUCUGGUAGCGAUGUCUGUUUGAUUUGUCUGUUGGCAAUUUCAGAAUUGUGUGUUGUGCACUCUUUAAAUCACCACUCAUUGUUUGUGGAACAAGUUGUUAGUCAGUUUGUAGAAAAUACUUCCCUUUGUGUACACCGUAUGAAAUCCUGUUGUACAAGUUUGAGAUGUCUAUAAUUUUUGUAAAUUCUCAUUUGAGUGGCAUUCGGGCUGCGUACAGAACAUCUCUCUCCUGUCACCUACAGGUCCCACAUUGUUUUUGUAACGCUCAGGGAGACUAGCCGCCGUCUUUCUUUUGUUCUUAGACCACUUUUCUCUGACUGUUACAGAGGCUGUAAAUAAACAUUUGACUUUGCUAUCCAA
Molecule: messenger RNA, 1960 nt
Organism: Pseudoliparis swirei
Lineage: Eukaryota; Metazoa; Chordata; Actinopteri; Perciformes; Liparidae
Gene: lbh
Product: LBH regulator of WNT signaling pathway
Exons: 3
Coding region: 171-530 (119 amino acids)
Biological process (GO): positive regulation of DNA-templated transcription
Cellular component (GO): nucleus
Source: RefSeq, a predicted model, not a curated record